Molecule: messenger RNA, 4656 nt
Organism: Trichoderma gamsii
Lineage: Eukaryota; Fungi; Ascomycota; Sordariomycetes; Hypocreales; Hypocreaceae
Exons: 2
Coding region: 1-4656 (1551 amino acids)
Molecular function (GO): guanyl-nucleotide exchange factor activity
Source: RefSeq, a predicted model, not a curated record
AUGGUGCGUGUCACGGACGAGCUGGCGCUCUCGCCCGAGCACAUUGCUCUCUACCACGCCGCCGAUCCGCUGCUGGGCCAGCUGCCCGUCCUCAUCUUCCACGGGCCCUCGACGACGGCCAACUACACGCUCAACAGCUCGCGCGUCCAGGUCCACGUCUUUACGCCCGCCGGCUUCCAGAGCUUCCCGCGCAUCACCAUCUCGCCCAGCUCGCCCUUCUACAGCGUCGUCAACCACCUGCCGCGCGAGUUCCAGGGCGACGAGGUCUACCGCGGCCUGGCCUUUGGCCUGUUCCGCUACUUCAAGGAGCUGCCCGACAAUGUCAAGGCGCACCUCAAGGCCGCCUACCCGCCGCCCAAGGGGAAGCGGCCCAGCAGCGCGCCCGCCCUCUUCAGCGAGCAGCAUGCCGCCGACCUGGUCAAGGAGAUGGUGCGCAGCGAAAACACCGCCGACGUCGUGGCUACGCUGGAUGAGGCCCUGCAGACCCAGCACGUCAACAACGUCGACAUCGACUUCAUCCUGCCGCCCGGCUCCAUCGUGCCGCAGUCGGCCGAGCUCGACGACAUGCCCGACGACGAGGACGACAUCAUCGACCCGACGCUGCGCCAGUACGGCAACUACACACCGCUGGUCAAGCUGUUUGGCGAGCCCGUCUUCCUGCCCACCAGCAAGCUGCGCCGCGCGCCCUCGAAGCCCACGCCGCUGAAUCGCAACAAGACCUUUACCAAGGACCAGAAGAUGGAGCUGCGCAUGAAGAUGAGCGAGCUCGUCGAUACCGAGGAGCGCUACGUGCUCAAGGUCCAGGAGCUCGUCAAGACCGUGGCCAACGACUUCCGAAAUAACGCAAAGAAGCGGUCCAUGGAGAGUCUGAGUCCGUCCGAAGAAGAGCUGGAGAAGCUGUUUCCCAAGUCGUCAGACGGGAUUCUGCAGGUUAACUCGGCCUUUGUCGAGGAGCUGCGCAAGAUUAUGAACGAAACCGAGGAGGACGCCGUGAAAGACAUGGAAAACCCGACAAUGAGUCUGUCGUCUUCGAUGAGGGCGGGCAACAAUGCUGCUCCCAAGAAGGAUCCGCUCGGCGCGUUGGCCAUGGCCAAGCUGUUCCUCGAAUGGUUCCCCAAAUUUACCCAGUGCUACCAAGACUACAUCAAAGCGAGUCAGCACUUUCCGACGCUGCUAAACUCAUUCCUGGACCAGCAGUCGAGUUUCCGGCAGCGGGUGAGCAAAGCCGGCGAGCAGACGAUUCGCUCGCUUCUCAUUGAGCCCGUCCAGAGGCUGCCGCGAUACAGCCUGCUCAUCGACCAAAUCAUCGCCUCAUUACCCAUCACACACCCGGCGCUGCAGCCCAUGCUCAAGGCGCGAGAUAUCAUCACCAACAUCUGCUCCAUGGACGAUCCCCUGCCAGAUAAGCCUCAUAUCGCAAACCGCCUUCGAAAUAUGGUUGAGGCGUGGCCCGCGGAUCUUGAGCCCCAGGGCCGACUCAUCCUAGCUGCUGACUUUUUAGAACUCUCACCACCAUACCAGGCCACAAUCGACUCCGACGAUGCUGGAAUCUUCCUCUUAUUCUCCGACUACAUCGUCAUGCUGAGGAAAUCGGGCGAUAACAACAUGACGGGGCGAGAUUUGCUUCGCGAGAUCGACAAGCCCUCAGCGGCAGAGCUGCUCAUUUCCAUGACGAAUGCUGCUGGCGGUCCUAGCCAUUACGAGUUCAUAUUCACGGGGUGGCAUCAUCUCGCAGAUGUUCGCUUUACGGAAUCGGCCGAUGGCCACCUCAUCUGGAUGACAUCCAGCGCAGAGAUGAAGGGCAUGCACCCCGGAGAGCACAAGGUUCCUAAGGCCAUCACAUCACGGUGUUUCCUGCUGCAAGAGGCCUUUGAGGGCAAAGCCGCAAAAUGGAGCGAAGACGUCGUCAAAGCCAGGAUCGAGGCACGUUUCCCCGAGGUGGAGAGAGAAGAUUCUCGCUGGACCCUGCGAUCGGUACGAAUGCCUGAGAACAACCUGGGACUGCACGCCGCGAUAUUCCAAGAGGGAGCCGAUCAGCUCAUCGAAGGCCGACGCGAACCGGCUCCUAUCCGAGUGGUAGUGGACCAUGAGAAGGGGACCAAGGGUGCUCCAGUCGGGCACUAUGGCAUCGAGAUUGUGAUUAACGUGACGAGCAAGAAUAUGAAGAAAAUUUCUCUGCUCACGGUGGGACUGAAUGGGAAGCAGUACCAGGACGACGUGGCUCUGGAGGAUUUCCUCCCCACCAUGUCAAGACGCAUCAUGCAGCUCUUGAGCGUUCAGUUCAAUGUUUCUAACCGGGCCCUCACCGCCCCCAUGGUCUCCUACCACUCCAAGAUGCUGCGAACCCUGUGCCUAUCCAACCGAGCUGAAAAGACACGAUCUUUCCUGGCGGCUUCUCCUGUCAAACUCUUCACCAGCCUGUGGAGCGGCUCAAACAACGCUUCCGAGACUACCCUUUCAGAGGCCAAACACCCACACCAAGCCUCCAUCCAGCGAGCCGACAGCCAUCACUCCAUGUAUGGCUCCAUCAGAGGCAAGAACAGCACCAAUAGCAGACAAGCAGUGGAAGAGGUGAUGCCGGAAAAUCCUCUUGUUCGACUGGAGCAGACGUUUGAGGCCUUCACCACGGCUCUUCAGUACCGCAAGGGCUCCAUUCAUGGCAGAACUUUGUUACACCGCGCUUCGGCUGACGAAUUGCUCGUCAACGAUCUGUACAAUAGGCUCAUUGAGAAUCCGCAAGAGGUGGAAGUGGCCAACGAUGUGGGAACCGAAGUCGUCUUUACGGCAUUUGAAAACUUCCUCCACAUUGCCUGGACUGAACAGAUAGGACCUGUGACGACCAUCAAGAUGCUCGACACUCUGCAGGAGCGAGCCAACAAGCGUGUCCCGGGCGAGUUUGCCGACUUUGUCAACUUUUUGUUCAAAGAGCUGGCUCCGCAGAACCGAAGAGCGUUUACAGCACUGAUUAAGCUGCUGGCCGACUUGCUGGAUGGUUGCAGCAACGACAGCGAUCGUGGUGCCCUGACGUUGGCGUUUGCAGAGAUGCUCGUUACCGACGGCACCGCAGCAAACUACAUCAACCUCCUGGAUCGUCUAGUCGACGAUUGUGACAGGAUAUUUGGCGAGCCCACGUACGCCGGCUUUAGUUUGGCCGAGCUGCAAUUGAUGGAGUCGUUCCAGACGCGCAGUAGUGGCGGCGUCGCGAGCGGCAACAAAUCUCACCAGGGCUCCGUGACAUCCAACACAUCUUCGCUGCGCCGCAAGUUUGGCCUGGACAUGCUGAUUCGACAAAACUCAAACUCCAAGGAGGAGCGCACUUCUGUCUGGCGGAGUCUCGGCAAGCAUCGAAACCCAGCCACCGGCGAGAGCGCGAGCAUGUCUAGGGCGACAAUGCAGCAAGCUCUGCGCCAUCGGUCAACCGAUGACAACAUCAUCCAUAAGAGAUUUACCCUGGGCAGGCCGGGAUCUGGGGAUAGGCCUCACGUAGCUACUGCCUUUGAGGACCCCGUGAGACCGCCCAGCAACCAUCGCAUGGAGUUUCCGCUCGACACCAUUGGAGAGCCCGCCUAUGAACCGUCGACGCCUGGAACACCCAGGAGGCAUUACAAGAGGAGAAGCUCCCUGUCUGAUCUCAAGUCACUGAUAGAUACGACUAGCAUUGACGAGGAUCGAGAGGGAGAGGAGAGGGAGAAUGCGCUGCAGCCUCUUCAAAACACAAAGGAGACGUCGGAGAAGCUCAAUGGUAGUCCCAAUGUGCUUUCGCCUUCCAAGAUGCUCAGUCCCAAUGCGUCACAACUCCUCCGGUCGCCCCGACAGAAAGAAAACUUUUCAACCACAGAUAUAUAUGGUAGCAUACGGGGGCUGAGAGCGGCGUCACCCAUCAAGGAGAUCCAGGCCAAGUUGGAACAGGCAAUGCGGGGCGAAUCUCCAAACAGACAGGAUCCACCUUCACAUAGGAGACCGAGACCGACACACAGCAAAACUCUAUCAACGUCCAACAUUCCAACGCUGCUGCCGCCGCGGCCGAUCCGGCCAGGAAGCUCAUCCGGCGAAUCGCCGAGCCGACAAUCUGGCAACGGCGGCAAUGGCAGCAACGGCAGCCCUACGCGAACUCCGGCACAGAAGCUCCGUCUACAGUCUCCUCAGAAGCUGCGGGAGAGGCUUCAGACGGAGAAGACUGCUGUGGGCGAGGUGGAUGCCAUGUUGCAGUCAGAGCUAGUCAAGAUUGGCGAGGAAAUGGCCAUGGUCAAUAGUGGUACCUUGGACGAAUCUCAAACGGUCAGUCUGCAACGGCUAUCUCAGUCAGUAGCAGCGCUGGAAGAUCGAAUGCCGGUGGUGAUGCAGGAUCUUCAAGAUAAGCAGGACGAGCUGCAGCGGGAUGUGGAAAUUACGCUCAAGACGACAGAGUCCAAGAUGCGCUCCAUUGACCAGCUGCACAAAGAGGCCGUGGCGGAGAAUGAGCUGCUCUAUGAGCGAUUCAAUACCGAGCUGGCGAAGAUUGUCAAGGCCCUGAAGGGUAAGGGCAAAGAGGAUAAAGAGGAGCUUAUCGUCAAGCUGAAGAACCAGGGCGAAGAACUGGCGAGGAUGAAGAAGGAGAAUGCAAAGUUGAAGCGUGAGAUGAUUAGCCUACGGGCGGCGCUGAAGGGGACGGAGUGA